GAGAGAGGGAAAGAGGGAAAGAGAGAGUGGUGGACAGAUUGCAGAUGUAGCCGGACAGAAGAGAGCCCCUGUCACGGUCCCCUUGUUUGAAUAUCACAGAUCAAUGCUUCAGGACUUUGCCCCUGGACACCACAUGACUGCUCGACAAAAUUAGGAAAGGACUUCUGGACGACGCCUAUAUGAUGACAGAUUAAAAGCCCAUUCCUGUGUCCGUGGAAACCCUAGCCAAGCCAAAGCUAAACAAGAAGGACUCUGGGGCUGGACAGUGCUGGCCAUCGCUUCCUUUGGAAAUGGACCCCAGGACCUGUUAUGCCCCCUGCGUGCUGCUGCUGGUGCUGUUGCUGCUGGGCAGUUUCCCCGGCCCACUACGGGGUUUCCCUUUCGGUCCCGAACUCCAGCUGGACGCUACGCCCAGGACCACAGUGCUCUUUGAUGGGCUGCUGGGCUGCAAUCGUUUCCGUGGGUCAGCGCUGAACUACAGCGCCCUGCUCCUGGAGGAGGAGGCCGGGGUGCUGUACGCCGGAGCCAGAGAGGCCAUCUACGCCCUGGACAUCGCCAACAUCUCCGCCCCCCGGGCCAACCACUCGAUCAAGUGGCCUGCAACGGCUGAGCAGAAGAGGCAGUGCCAGAACAAAGGCCGAGACAAUCAGGUGCCUGAUGGCUGUUGCUGCAGCUCCUGUUUAUAUACACCUUGUGUUCCCAUCCGUGGAGGCAUAACAGCACCUCGCAAAUUGUCAGUGGCCGACUGUGAGGGUUUUCUCCUGACGGAGUGCUACAAUCACGUCCGCUUCCUGCAGAGGCUAAACGAGACUCACCUGUACACCUGUGGCACGCAUGCCUUCAGGCCACUUUGCGCAUACCUUGAUGUGGAGCAGUUCCGCCUCUCGCGCACGGAGGAUGGCCGAGACAGGUGUCCCUAUGACCCAGCGAAAGGCUACACAGGCCUCCUCGUGGAUGGCGACAUGUUCUCCGCCUCUCAGUACGAGUUCCGGAACACACCUGACGUCCGACGCAACUUUCCAUUUCCUGUGCUGAGGGCAGAAGAGGCUCCCACCAGAUGGCUUAUGGAGGCUGACUUUGUGGACUCAGCCCUGCUGAGAGAGAGCGUCAACAGCUCCAUCGGGGACGACGACAAGAUCUACUUCUUCUUCACGGAGAAGAACCAGGAGCAGACGGCGUACUCCAGCCAGAGAAGGGUGGCCCGAGUGGCACGAGUGUGCAAGGGGGACAUCGGUGGGCAGCGGACCCUGCAGCGGCGCUGGACAUCCUUCCUGAAGGCCCGGCUGCUGUGCUCCAUCCCGGACUACGAGCUGCAGCUCAACGUGCUACGCAGCGCCGCCCUGCUGGAGGGAGCCCGUGCGCAGGACAGCGUCUUCUACGGCGUCUUUGGACUGGAAUGGAAAAAUGUGAAGGCGUCAGCUGUAUGCCUGUACUCCGUCACUGACAUCCAGAAGGCCUUUGAUGGACCCUUCAUGGAGAACCAGGACUCAAAAUGGAGAGAGUUCACAGGGAAGGUUCCAGAACCAAGGCCUGGUUCGUGUAUAACCAACCAGCACCGGGCUCUGCUCAUUAAUUCGUCACGUGACCUCCCCGACAACGUUCUCACCUUCGUGCGCCGCCACCCUCUCAUGGCCUCCCCAGUGCUGCCGGUCAGAGGGCGCCCUCUGGUGUUCAAGAAGAGCGUCAACUACAGCAAGAUCUCCGUGCUUCCCGUGGCUGCUGCAGACGGGGUUGUUUAUAACAUGCUCUUCAUUUGCACAGAUGAGGGCUGGCUCCACAGGGCAGUAGAGGUCGGAGAUCACGUCCACAUCAUCGAGGAGCUCCAGCUGUUCAGUGAGCCGCAGCAGGUCUACAGCAUGGUGAUCUCUCAAGCGCAGAGGAGUGUGUACCUGAGCUCUCAGUCUGGCCUGGUGCAGGUGCCUUUAGCCACCUGUCAGAAAUACAUAUCAUGUUUCGACUGUGUGUUUGCCCGGGACCCAUUCUGUGGUUGGGAUGGCACGACAUGUGCUGAUGUUUCCCUGCACACAGACAGGUCCAGUCUUGUUCAAGAUGUUGAAGUGGGGAAUAGGGGUUGUCCCAGCAUCUCAGGUGAUGGUUCAACAGUGCACCGUGCCCGAUCCGUGAUGGCGGGGGACGACGUGCUCCUUCAGUGUGAACUCCUCUCCAACCUGGCAACCCCGCUGUGGACGCUGAAUGGCCUGGACCUGCCGAGCCCCGGGCUGGGCUCCAGCUACCGCGUCGGAACCGACGGCCUGCUCCUCAUCGCCGCCCGACCCAAACAGAGCGGCUCGUACCGCUGCUUCUCCCAGGAGAACGGCGUCCGGGUGCCGGUGCGCCGGUACACCGUCCGGAUCCAGGCCCCGGUUCUGCCCUCGCCGGGCCCGGGGGAUUCGACGGAACCGCCCUCGGAGUUCCUCGAUUCCCUUCCGACUCCGUCCGUCGGGCCCUCGGAGCAGCCCGUGUCCUCCCCGCCGGCGCCGCUCCCCCCCGGGCCGGAGUCGCAGGCCUACAGGCACAUGGAGGCGCUGUACGUGUCCCUGGUGGCGGUGCUGGGCGGCCUGUGCCUGGUGCUGACCGUGGUGCUGCUCUACGUCAGCUUCUGCGCCCGGGGGAGGGCGCCGAGCCCCGACAGGAAGUACUCGUCGCAGCAGCAGGGCGGCGUGAUGGCGGCGGCGGCGGCGGCGGCCACCGAGCGCAAGCGGAGCUCCCACCUGGAGCUGAAGACCAUCUCCAGCCACUGCAACGGGCGGGUGUCGCGGCGGGGGACGGCCGCGGGAGGCGAGGACGGCAGCCUGCUGCAGAUCGUGCCCGGCGACGGCCAGCUGGGUUCGCCCGGCGGCGGCGGCAACAACAGCGACCGGACGCCGCCCCCGGCCCCGCCGCUCCCCAUGCCGCCGCCGCUGCCCGCGUCGGACUUCGCCAACGGGCUCUCGGCCACGCUGCCCAGCGUGCUGCGCAAGAUGAACGGGAACAACUACGUGCUGCUGGGGCAGGCGGAGGGCGAGAGCACCUCGCCCCUCUACCACUCCUUCACCGAGGAGCUCAACCGCAUCCUGGAGAAGCGGAAACACACUCAGCUCGACGACGUGCAGACGGAUGAGAGCUCCGUGUAGCCCCCUCCACCCCCCCUCCGCCCCGCUCCUAACCCCUCUCCCACCUCCACCCUACCCCACCCAACUCCACCCUUACCCCUCGUCAGUUUGUGGUGGUCGUGGGUGGACCCGCUGUGCAAUAAGAUCCUUGUUUUGUUUCUGUGAAAACCCCCUCAGUGUAACAACGGAGUAAAACUAUUGAAAUAAUGUACCUCUGUUUAUUGCUCACGCAAGCUGAACUCAACUGAACUGAGCUGAACUGAACUGAACUGAACUGGCCUGAACUGAGCUGGCAUUACGUUUCAAUCACAUAUCGGAUUAACCCCCCGUAAAGGUAGACAAUUUGUUCAUGACGUUAUAUUUAUUUAAUGUAAUUUACCUGAUCUCUGGGGAAGAAUAUUAGCAGUUCCUCAAAACGGCUAAGGCAUUUAUGUAUGAUAGUGGAAGAGGAAAAUGGCCAUAAGCGUUGAAGCCUAAGAUUCUGUCUGUGACAUUGGAUCAUUGGUUUGACUUGAGAGGUCAAAGAUAGGCACUGGACUCGUAUGGACUGAAAAACACUUUGUUUGAUCCUUUGUGGAAUUGUCUUUUGUACAGUAUAAUACAUUCAAAAGUAACCAAGUGUGCAAAUGCAGCCAACAGUAGCAACUUAAUGACACUAUGGUAACAUUACAGCAGGUAAACACAGUGUAAACUACUCCUGUACAGACAUCUAGGUGUUUGACAGGGGUGCUCAGAUGAAGAAAACCACAGUAUUAAAGCCCAGGUUUGGCCCUCUACAUAUACAACUAGACUAAGAUGUCUCUUUGAGUUGACUCUGGCUAAGUACAUCCAGAAAGGGAGAACAGCAGGGGAAAUGGGACCCCCUGAUGAAGAGGAAUCAUCUCAGAUUUGCACCUGAAGGUAAGAAGAACCAGCCACAUUUUUGCCAGGAGACUUUGUCCUCUUACUGAACUCAGUGUGUUCCGUAUUACAAAUACCAGCCAUUUAAUCCAUUUUAAGUACUGAUUAUUUUAAUGUAGAAUUUUAGUUAUUGCACUUCAUUGAUUUCAAUAGAGGACACAGAAUAC
This is a messenger RNA of Sardina pilchardus (European sardine), 4159 nucleotides long. RefSeq names its product sema domain, immunoglobulin domain (Ig), transmembrane domain (TM) and short cytoplasmic domain, (semaphorin) 4Gb (gene sema4gb). The coding region runs from base 291 to 3113 and encodes 940 amino acids. Gene Ontology annotation, cellular component: plasma membrane. Lineage: Eukaryota; Metazoa; Chordata; Actinopteri; Clupeiformes; Clupeidae. The record is from RefSeq and is a predicted model, not a curated record. Gene Ontology annotation, biological process: positive regulation of cell migration; semaphorin-plexin signaling pathway; axon guidance. Gene Ontology annotation, molecular function: chemorepellent activity; semaphorin receptor binding. The transcript has 16 exons.